Molecule: messenger RNA, 6997 nt
Organism: Quercus lobata
Lineage: Eukaryota; Viridiplantae; Streptophyta; Magnoliopsida; Fagales; Fagaceae
Product: splicing factor-like protein
Exons: 2
Coding region: 100-2535 (811 amino acids)
Biological process (GO): regulation of mRNA splicing, via spliceosome
Cellular component (GO): nucleus
Molecular function (GO): zinc ion binding; mRNA binding
Source: RefSeq, a predicted model, not a curated record
UACACCAAAUAAAGCUCUAGCCUCUAGCUUUUUUCCUCUGCCUCAUAAAUCUCUGAGAGAUUCACAUUUCUCAGAUACACAAACAAACAGUGAAAAAUCAUGGAAGCAGCAGCAGCAAACAUCAACGAAGCGCAAAUCGAAACCCUAGACCCUCCUCUUCCUCCUCCACCGGAAACCCUAGAAUCCUCUUACUACCACCAAAACCAACCACAACCACCACCUCCUCACUCCGAAACCCUAAUCCCAGAUCAAAACCCUUGCAACGAUUUUCCCCAAAAUACCCUCGACGACAAUAAUAAUUCCUCUUUUCCCACCAACAAACCCUUGCUUUCCGAAAACGGCGGCUUGACCAACAACACCCACAGCGGCACCGGCACCACCGACAAGGAUUGUUCCGGCGGCGAAGAGGAAACCACCAGCCGACGUAGUCGCCGCCGCAGCCGAUGGGAUCCGCAGCCCGAUUCUAACAACAAUAACAGCAUCGUUGUCUACGGCGUCGAUAGCAGCAACCAGAAUGGCAACGGCAGUGGCGAAUCGGGCAGUGGGCCGCGGAAGAGGAAGUCGCGAUGGGCCGACGAUGAGCCCAAGCCCCUGCCGACUUCGUUGCCGAUUCAGCUCCCUGAUUUCAUGAAAGAACUCACUGGAGGUAUUGAAUUUGAUCCUGAAAUUCAAGCUUUGAAUAGUAGGCUUUUAGAGAUUAGUCGAAUGUUAUCGUCUGGUUUGCCUUUAGAUGAUAGACCUGAAGGGGCUCGAUCUCCUUCACCGGAACCGAUUUAUGAUAAUAUGGGAAUUAGGAUUAACACUAGGGAGUAUCGUGCUCGAGAGAGAUUGAACCGAGAGAGGACUGAGAUUAUUUCCCAGAUUAUUAAACGUAACCCGGCUUUUAAGCCGCCUGCGGAUUAUAGGCCACCCAAGCUUCAGAAGAAGCUUUAUAUACCGAUGAAGGAGUACCCGGGUUAUAAUUUUAUCGGGCUUAUUAUCGGGCCAAGAGGGAAUACCCAGAAGAGGAUGGAGAGGGAGACGGGUGCUAAGAUUGUGAUCCGGGGUAAAGGGUCAGUGAAGGAGGGUAGGUUGCAGCAGAAGAGGGAUUUGAAGCCUGAUCCUUCUGAAAAUGAGGAUUUGCAUGUGUUGGUUGAGGCGGAUACGCAGGAUGCACUUGAUGCUGCAGCGGGGAUGGUGGAGAAGCUGUUGCAGCCGGUGGAUGAGGUGUUGAAUGAGCAUAAGAGGCAGCAGCUUAGGGAGCUGGCGGCAUUGAACGGGACAAUAAGGGAUGAAGAGUAUUGUAGGUUGUGUGGUGAACCGGGGCAUCGGCAGUAUGCGUGCCCUUCGCGUACUUCGACUUUUAAGAGUGAUGUGUUGUGUAAGAUAUGUGGUGAUGGUGGGCAUCCAACUAUUGAUUGUCCAGUGAAAGGGACUACUGGAAAGAAGAUGGAUGAUGAGUAUCAGAACUUUUUGGCAGAGUUAGGAGGUUCAGUUCCUGAGUCAUCAACCAAACAAAGCACUAUGUUGGCACUUGGUUCUGGAACUAGUAAUUCAGAAAGCAAUCCUCCUUGGGCUAAUAAUACUAGGAAUGCUGUUAGUACAUCACAUGCUGGAUUAGGGGCAACUGUGGUCAAACCCACGAAGGAAAUUGAUGAUACAAACUUGUAUAUUGGGUACUUGCCACCUACUCUUGACGAUGAUGGUUUGAUCAGUUUGUUUUCACCUUUUGGUGAUAUUGUGAUGGCUAAGGUUAUCAAGGACAGGGUUACUGGACUGAGCAAAGGGUAUGGUUUUGUGAAGUAUGGAGAUAUUCAAAUGGCCAAUAAUGCCAUUGCAAGCAUGAAUGGUUAUCGGCUAGAGGGGCGGACUAUUGCGGUGAGAGUUGCCGGUAGGCCUCCUCAGCCUGUUGUGCCUCCCGGCCCACCAGCCUCGGCAAUGCCCACAUAUCCUGUUUCAAGCCAGCCCCUCGGUGCCUAUCCAUCUCAACAAUUUGCAGCAGGUGGCCCUCUUGGGAAUGCGCCACCUCCAAGUUACGGGGGCACUCCAGUUCCAUGGGGACCUCCUGUUCCUCCUCACUAUUCUCCUUAUGCUCCUCCUCCCCCUGGUUCAACCAUGUAUCCUCCUGUCCAGGGUCAACCUAUGCCACCUUAUGGUGUACAGUAUCCUCCACCUGUGCAGCCAGUUCCCCCUGGUGCCCCUUCUCAGCCUCCAACUUCAAGUGAAGCACAACAAAGUUACCCUCUUGGAGUGCAAACUGAAAACAGUACUUCUGCUCAAUCUAUACCAACCAAUAUGUAUGGGAACUCUAUGGCUGCAGCGCCACAACCUACAUAUCCCACAUCUUCAUAUGGCUAUCCAUCUUAUUACAGUGCAGUUCCACCGCCACCUCCGCCUCCUGCAUCUGUUCCUGGCUCAACUGCUGAUCAAUCACAGGGCAUUGGAAAUGUUCCCUGGGCCACAAAUCCACAGGUUCCCCCUCCUGGUUCUUCUGCAGAGAAGACAAACUAUGGUGCAGAUGCAGAGUAUGAGAAGUUCAUGUCAGAGAUGAAAUAAUUUGGGUUCUUUUGUUACCAACAAGUUGAUAGGCUGAUGUUUCAUGGAGAUGUGUCAACCUGAUUUCUUUCCUCUUGCCAUGAUUUUGUUGGAAGUUGGGACUCACAUCUUUAACCUUGCUGUGCUGUUAUGACAUUUGCAGAGACUUGGAGUAGUUCAGCUUGUAGAGUCUUGUAUUGGAGAAGCCACUUAUAUGAUUAUUAUUAUGAAUCUCUGGGUGCUCUUGUAGGACUUAAAAUUCUUUUGUUGCUUGCUUGUUACCUUUUACAGAAUGUCUGUCUCCUAAUGUUUUCUUUCUAUCAGUUAUCUGAACUUUUUUCCAAUAUUAUGUUACUGACGUUUUAUGUUACAUCUCAUUCGACCUUUUUGGGUUGCUAACUUUUGUUGAUUGCUUUUCCUAACUUGUUUUUAGUUUUGAUCAUAAUGACCAUUUUUAUUUUGAGGAUUUUUUGGCUAUCCUAAUGCUAUGGUGCUGAAGCUGUCUCUUGCACGCCCUUUUCCAUACUGUAAAGAAGGUAAAUAUGCCUUAUUAUUUAAGGUAUUUUGGGGUAGGUGGAAGAAGUACCUUGCUUAUGACUUUGUUCUUAUAUUCAUUAUGCUUCUAAGCGUACGCAAUGUCUUUUGAUGUCUUCUUUCAGUUCUUAUGUGGCAGGUAAAAGAAUUCAGAAUUGUGUGGCUAUUAAAGAUAUUAGAUUUUGGCAGUCUGCAUAUUUCCUCCAUUAGCUGUUAAAUUGACCAAUUGUGCAGGGUUUGAAAUUUUUGAGGGGUUUGACUUGAUUUAUUAAGUUACAAAAUUAUAAAAUUAGUGGCAUUUUUUGUUUUUAGUUGAAGUCAUUAUGAUGGUAUGGUUUAUGGUAUGGAUGAAAUGUCAGUCAAGCCUGUGAAUAGUUUGAUUGAAGCAUUGUUUUCUGGUGAGCAGAAAUUAAUGAACAAUGUUAAGAAGAGCAUUAGCAGAGGACAGAGUUUGGCUCCAACCACCAAUAGGAAGAUGCCAUUUAUACUUGUCAUGUGCACUGCAUGACUCACUUAACUCAACUAACCAAGUGAGUCAUGUGCAAUGCAUAUAGCAAGCCACAUGGCAUCUUUCUAUUGGUGGUUGGAGCCAAAUCUUUUCCAUUAGCAAAACAAUUGGUUUGUACGAUUUCCCCCCAGAUAUCAGCUCCUAAGUGUUCUAGAAGUAAGGUUUACUUUGAUUAGGAAGAGGUGACAUUUACCCACGUAAGUUAACAAGUUAUGGAAUGUAUUUUCAGAAUGAUAAAAAAAGAAUAUAAAAAGAAUUUUACGGCAUAAACUCUUUUAAAUUCAUCAUGUGGUUACAAAAGGCAAUACGGAUAAUUUUAAAUGCACAUCUCCUACUUUGGAAUUAGGAAUAGAGUCUUGCAAGUGAUUGUGUGUGCAUAUUGCACGUAAACAGCUUUAUUCCCAUCCAUGGAUACCUAAAGGUGUUAUACAUGUUUAUGGACUCGGUGUGGAUUUAAUAUUUCUAAAUAGUAUCCAAUAGUCCUAUAGCUCAAUUGGUUGGCACCUCUUAGUGUUUCCAAAGGAGGCAGGUUAUAAGGUAAGUACUUUGUAAUUCAAUAUUUUGGCCAUAAUUUGAUUAUGUCCAUCAUUUGAUUGGCACUGAUUUCAGAAAGUGCUCAAAACGAUGACUUCAAUGAAGUUAUUAUUGCAUAUUUUAGUCAUAAAACAUUUGCAAGUUAGGCCCUAGAAGAGUAUAAAGGUCCAUCAUACAUUGGCAAGUUUUAAAUUUUCAUUUUGCAUGUUAUAUAUAUGUCUGGUAGUGCAUACAAUCAGUUCACUUCAUAAGGGGCACUUGUGAUCUCACUUGUUCUGAUUCAUGUGUAAUAGUCUAGAAUCCAUUUGUGUUGAUAUUUUCCAGUUUUCAUGCACACCUAUUAAACAAUAAUUGUAGAUGCCUUGGUUGCUUUUGCUAUCAUAUUUAUGCUCUUUACUUGGCAAUGCCUUGCAUAAUAUGGGCUUCUUAACAAAUUUGUUGGUACUCAAUAUACAUGUAUAUAGCAAACAAAGUUUGUAACACAACUCCUUAGAUGGUCACGAUUUUUAACAGAUUAUGCUUUCUUUUUCUUAGAAAUUGGUUAUUUGGUUUACAUGUUUAGAUGAUCCCCAAAUUAUUCUUCUAACUAAAUAAAUUGAAAAUUCUGACAACAAAUCUUAAUGAUAACGUCAAUUUACAACUAUUCUCCUUGCAAGCUCUGAAAUAAGAGUUUAUGGUUUGUUAUGGUAAAUUGGUUACAUAUUGAAUUGAACAGUAGUGUUCAAGCUACUUGUCUUUUGUUGAUGUUAAUAGUGUGAGAUAAUCUUUCUCUAGGGUUAGGCUGUGUAUAUUUGUGGCUGUAGACAUGUAAGCUAUUGAAUAAUUUUUGUGCCAUGAGAUUAAGAAAGGUGGAAUAUGUUGUGUGUCUUCUAUAAUACUCCACCUUCUAUGUUCAAUAAAGUAAAAAUGUUUUUUUGGAAAGUAGUUUGUUUUCUCAUUUGUCUUUUUUAGGUUAACUGGCUCUAUUUUUAAUUGAUAAUUAACAAAUUCACACAAUGGAUUCUGAAGUCUGAACACAAGUUGUCACCCUCCACCCCAUUCUUAAGUGAUUUGAGCUAGAACUAAUUACCAACUGAGAGUUCUUUUUCAUACUUCUAAAGUUUGUGUUUUUGUGUGAAAGAAACAUCUCCCCCCUCCCUCCCAAGGAAAAAAGAGGAAAUUACUUUGAUGUUCUUAUUAUUGGAUGAUGAUAACAGCUACACUAAUAGCUGGUACAUAGAUUCUUUUAUGUAUGUAUCACUUGUUUUGUAUGAGCUAUAACCUAUCUGCAUAUUUCUUGUUAUCUGGACUGUGCUUUUCUUGACAACAAAUUUCUAAUUGAACAAAGUACCAGGGACUGAUGCUCUUGUCAAUCUCUAUGAGCAUGAUUUGUUAUUAACUUUUGACUUAUCCAGUUAUUCCCUUUUGCUCUUUGCAAUGUGUCUUGCAUCUUCUGUACUGCUAAAGCAACAGUUAAUACAAUUGCAGUUUCUCCUUUUAUAGGCUGAUUAGCCUUUUUGACUUAUUCACUUUAGAUGAGACCGUUCCUCCAAGAACAUAGCAAAUGCCCUCACCCAUGUGUCAGGUAAUUUUAGAAUUAUCCUGUGGAGCUGGCCCUCAUGUUGGGCUUGGAAAGGAACCUAACUUUUUUACACCAUGAGGGUUGCUGUUUGUUAGCUAUUGUGAGGCAAGAGAAAUUUUAGUUCUAUCCAUGGCUGUGGAAGUCUAGAGAAUGUUUUCUACCUUGAAAUUGUUGUCUUGUUUGUAACAGAUGAGAAGGGGAAAUUUUUGUCAAAAGAAAAUUUCUAUGUUGGCUUAUAAUCAUUUUGCUUGUUUAGGCAGGGGUGGGGUCCAGCAUUUUCUGAUUCCUAUGUUAGAAAUUGAAAUAGGAAGUCUGUUCUAUAUAUCUGUAGGUUUUGCAUUGAAUGAGGUUCUAGUUAGACAUUUGGGGCUUUAAAAGUUUAGCUUAACAUUGAUUGUUGAAGAAUUUCUUGGAGUACUGGAAUAAAACAUUAAUUUCUUGAUGUUUCCUGGCCAUGUGUUGAUGCAUCCAUUCAUAUCUGGGAAUCUUUUAGCUUGUACUGCCUUUUGUUUUGGUCAUGAAGUGGGAUAUGGAAUGUGUGGGCAUUUGUUGACUUCUUCACUGGCCUUGCAGCUUAAGCACAAACAAGGUCACAAGCAUUUCCUUGCCACUUGGCAGUCUGUGAUUUGCACAUUUUUAAUUUUUCAUUGACAGUUGCUUGAUCACAUGACUGCAUGCAAAGUACCCCCACCGUAUAGAUUUGUCUUUUGAGAUUCUGCAAAACUCAAGCAGAUCCUGCAGGUUUUUGUGAAGUAUUAUCACUGUGCUAACAUGAUUGUGACUAAAUUGGUCAGGAUUUACAUUUUUGAGAUGAUAGAAUGUUCUGAAAGGUGUUUUCUGUUGUGAGCUCGGCAGACCCUCAUCAAUGAAGAUAUUGCUUCAGCUAUCGAACAAGUGUUUAAUUAUCUCAAUUAUUCUAGGGUGGGUUGGCCAUUUAUUUUGCCCUUUUUACAUUUGGCUGGAGGAAAUAAAGGAAGAAAACAGGGAAAAGGAGAGGAAAAAAAAUGUUUUUGGAAGUUGUUGGGGAGGGUUGGGGGUUUCCUUUGGGGUUAAAUGAGAAUUCAUGUUCCUUUAGUCUAGGCGUGCAAAUGAGUAGGUCAUCUUGUUACUUUGUUGUAUGUAGCUAUUGUACGAUUCAAUGAUAAACAAUAUAUUCCCCUUCAUAUAUGGCACGAUUGUUUUAGUUUUGGUCCUGGUAGUGGUGAUGCCAUUAUAACCUAGUAAGAAAAUUGAGCGACGGUGCUGGGCCAUGAUACACAUUGUGUUCUUAUCUCAUAUGCAGGUUUUUUAUUGUGAACAAUUCAUAGCCUUAGUUUUAUUUUUCAGAUGAAUAACAUUUUGUGAUU